AUGGCCAACAACAGCCCCCACACAUCCUUGUUUACCUAUACUGCGGGCCGGUGGCUACGCCUUGACAAAGCCCAACGCGACGCGCGUUACGUGGAGUUUGACUUUGUCGCCCUAUGUGAGAAAGUCCUUUCACUCUGCCCCUCUGCCACGUCAAUUAAAAGCUUUUACAAGAUUGAGGGUGGAUUUAGUAAAGUAUUGAUUCUUGAAACUGAUGAUGGCAAACGCGUUGUCGUCAAAUUUCCCACGUCUGUUGUCGGACCGGCAAGACAUGUGACCAAUUCUGAAGUUGCAACAAUUACUUAUUUGCAACGCAAUACUAAAAUACCUAUUCCAGCUAUUUUGGACUGGAGUGAUGAUCCUGCAAAUCCAAUUGGCGCGGCGUAUAUUAUCCUAGAACACGUUGGCGGUGUUCUGCUACAGGAAGCAUGGACAGAUAUGCCAUCACACCUGAAAGUCAAAUGUACUGGAGCCAUUUGUUCCAGUGUUCUACCUGUGUCCGAGCUUGACUUCCCCGCAUAUGGCAGCCUUUAUUUUUCCAAUGCAUCAUUUCUUGAUGAUCGUUCGAAGAAACUAUUAGAAAGUGAUACUAAAUAUUGCAUUGGCCCUCAUUGCAGAGGUAGUACCUACUGGGAUUGCAAUGUUGGCGAACCAAGGCAUUAUACGUUUAGUGCGCCGAAUAGAGGACCAUGGUGUGAUCUUUCUUCAUAUGCUGCUGCUCUGAUAGACUCAGGCCUUGCAAGACUACCACAAGCAGACCUUCCUUUUCUCCAUCAGCAAAACCCUCCCUAUCAAGGCACCGUGGAUAGGCAUUUGAAGCUUCUUAAACUCGGCCGCGCCGUCUUGCCCGAACUUGUUCAGCAUCCUGACAUAAAAUCUAACGCAGCGCCUAUGCUCUUUCAUCCAGAUCUACACAAGAGGAAUAUCUUUAUCUCUGAAGAUGACCCGACCAAAAUCACUGGAAUAAUUGACUGGCAAUGUGCCAGUGUUGAGCCAGCAUUCUAUUAUGCUGAUGAUUCACCUGAUUUUGCGAAAGUCCCUGCCGAAGGCACGCCAGAGUCUGCUGAUGAAAGCCUUUGCAGCCAGGCGUACGAAAUAGGCUGCGCCCUUCUAGCUCCUCGUCUGGGAGGAGCUAGAAAAAUAGACGAGACCCUCCUUAGGCCAUUUCGAUAUUGCCAUCGGACAUGGAGAGAUGGGUUUGUCCCUUUUACCCACGAACUAUUGCAACUAAGAGACUCGUGGCAGAAGCUGGGGUUUGAGAAAAACUGUCCAAUCCCGGCUUUAGGCCCGGAUGAGAUGAGCUUCUACAAAGAGCAGCUUUAUACUUACAAUUCUAUGCUGGAACUGCGACAAGAUAUGGUGGAGACCCUGGGUGUGGAGGAGGAUGGCUGGACAUCUGAGGCUCGCUGGGAGGGAGUGAGACAGACUUAUCAAUAUUUUUAUGAGAAUAUUAUGGCAAAUUUGGAGGACGAUAAGCAACGCAAAGAGGCUAUAUCUAUGUGGCCUUUUGAUCAACCCGCGACACUGCAGCAGCCUAAGCAGAUUUGA
Ophidiomyces ophidiicola is the source of this 1545-nucleotide messenger RNA. RefSeq lists its product as uncharacterized. The transcript is spliced from 4 exons. The coding region runs from base 1 to 1545 and encodes 514 amino acids. Gene Ontology annotation, cellular component: mitochondrion. Lineage: Eukaryota; Fungi; Ascomycota; Eurotiomycetes; Onygenales; Onygenaceae. The record is from RefSeq and is a predicted model, not a curated record.